This is a messenger RNA of Symbiodinium sp. CCMP2592, 1449 nucleotides long. NCBI's taxonomy places the organism in Eukaryota, Dinophyceae, Suessiales, Symbiodiniaceae. The record is from the annotation of a GenBank genome assembly.
AUGACAGCUGUGAUUCGGCCUAGCGGGCAGACCGAGCUGAGCAACGAAGGGCGGACCCGAGCGGCGACCAUCGCUGAGCUCCAGUUGCGAUACGAGCCCAAGACACACAAAGAUGCGCAGCUCACAAGAAGCUUCACAAGGUGCGUGCAGUCUUCCAUGUCCUCGUCAAAGAUCCCCACGCGGCUGCGGCGCAAGUUGAACGACAUCGGCGAGCAGCGAGUCUUGAAGGCCGGAUUGACUCGGCUCUGCACGCUGCUCACACGCGGGCUGAGCAGCCAGGUGCUUUCCGAACUUCCCCAGCGGUCGGGAGGAGGUCAGCUCUUCAUGACGCCAUCCUUCUACCAACGCCUGCUACGUGGUGAGACAGAGCUCAAAGUCUUGCUUGAAGGUGACGUGGCUGCGGCUCAAUCCGACCUGCGCCAUCUCCGACUUGAGCAGCUCCUCAGCAUCCGAGUGUCCACGCUUGACUGGGCCACGGAGUCGCAUUCACACAGUGCUCAUACGAAUUUCCUGAUGUCCCUGGACAUGCAUCUCUUUGAGCGCUUGGCUCGCGACUUCCUGCGCACAAUACCAGAUGUGAAGCCAGCGACUCUGCAUGCAUUAGGCCUUCGGAUUGCCUUAGUCGCCGGCGCCGAGGAGGUGAUUGCGCAGGGCUGGGGCCAGCGAUCUGUCCAUGGUGUCGGGGAUGCCUUGCCGGCAUUGCCCGAGGUCUGGGCAUUGGCCCUUGGUCCAGAGUUUACUCCGGCGCGGGUGGCUUUCUUCCAUUCCAGGGAGUUGUGGCUUCAACUUUCCGAUGGCGAGCUGCGCAGCAUGCAGGAUAUCGUGGCCGGCCACAAAGUCGCCGUUACCACAGACCGCUCCACUGGUGUGGGCAAGGAUCGUGUCCUCCACUGGGAAAUCGCCGUGAUGGAUCCUUCGUUUGAGGAUAUCCUGGACGAGAUCAAACAACAAGAUCAGGCAUUUGCUGAGCAGAAAAAGAUCUGCUCCGAGCUGACAGCAGUGCUCAAGAAGCGGAUGUCUGGCCGGGCGAAGGAAUUGGGACUGGUCGUCGAGCCAGAGGCUCCGCAGGGCAAUGAGUUGCAGGAAAGCGGAGCUCCGGAACAGCCUGAACCUUCUGCAGUCCUGCCCGAGGAGGCAGCUCCGGAGCCGCCAGAAAGACUGGCGGAGGCUGAGCCUCCUGAGGAGUUCAGCACGCCGGAGCGGGUCGACCGAAGCGCAGCUCAUAAGGCAGGGUCGCUUGAUGUCUACACCCCCGAGCCCGUCACAAAGGCUGCCGUGCCAGAGAUCUCCAGUCGGGAUUCCUCGCCGCCAAGACCCCGCAGGAUAUCUAUCUCCAAGGAGUCAACGGAGUCGAACGGGAAGGCUUCCUUCAUGGGGUAUCCAUCCGAACCGAAGCUGCAGGAGGAGGAUGGUUGUUUCAGCGCAUUCUUGUCGUGUGGAAGACGGUGA